This is a messenger RNA of Anopheles nili, 885 nucleotides long. Its product is annotated as ficolin-1-like. The record is from RefSeq and is a predicted model, not a curated record. NCBI's taxonomy places the organism in Eukaryota, Metazoa, Arthropoda, Insecta, Diptera, Culicidae. The transcript has 2 exons. The coding region runs from base 1 to 885 and encodes 294 amino acids.
AUGUGGUUCGCCACUACAUUGCUGCUAUUGGGCUUAGCUCGGGGAGGACUUUCAACCCAUUGCGACUUUCCCCAGUCGUUGUGUUUUGAUUCCGAGCCUGCCCUAACCAAUCUAGACCUGCUGAAGGCGGCCGUGAACAAUUUAGCCUCUGUGCCCGCUACCUACCUGAAGCCGGCCGAUUUGAUCGCACUGGUGAAUCAAAUAACAAACAAGAUCAAGGAAUCUGGUGCGUUUGGAUCUAACACCUACAAGACAUGUGCUGACGUGCCCUCUGGCUCACCAUCGGGCCUGUAUCUGCUCCGAGGCGAGUUCCGUGACGGUCAGUACGCGUACUGUGACAUGGAGUACGAUGGUGGCGGUUGGCAAGUGUUUCAGCGACGAUUCAACGGUAAAACCGAUUUCCUGCUCAUGUGGAGCGCCUACCAGAAUGGUUUUGGUGACAUGAAAAGCGGAGAGUUCUGGUGGGGUCUUAACAACCUGUACCGAGCAACGAAUCUCGCACCACACGAGCUGGCGAUCGUCAUGGAGGACUUUGACGGUGUAACGAAGUUUGCCAAGUAUUCCGCCUUCCAGAUCGGUGAUGAAACCGAGCUCUAUCGCAUGAACGUGCUCGGAACGUACAGUGGCACGGCGGGAGAUUCCUUGCGAGUCCACUUGAAUAUGGCUUUUACGACAACGGAUAGGGACAACGAUUUGUAUCCGGUCAACUGUGCGGUACAGUUCACUGGCGCCUGGUGGUACUCGCGCUGUCACGAUAGCAAUCUCAACGGUCAGUAUCUCAACGGUUCCACCUUGCAGUACGGAAAAGGAAUGACGUGGGAAUUGUUCCGUGGGGACGCGUACUCAUUAAAGAGCUCGCGAAUGAUGAUUCGUCGAUUGGGAUAA